ACAUCAGUUCUUCAUUAUCAUCUCAACAUACUCCGCAGCAAAGUUAUCUUAUAAACCAGUGAUCAGCAAUGAACACUCUCAAGAGACUUCUCCCAGUAGCUUUGCUAUCAUUGAUAGUACUGAGCAUGUUUGGUAAUUCGCUUUCAGCAGCUACACCAUACGGAGACUGCUGUCUCGCUUAUUCAAAGAAGCGACUGCCACGAAAAUUAAUCUCUGGCUAUGUAGAGCAAAAAUCCAAUGAAAUAUGUGAGAUAGAUGCAAUUAUAUUCUACACCAUCAGAGGAAGAGCAGUGUGUGCAGAUCCUGAGCAGCAAUGGGUGAAGAAAGCAUUGUAUUUUUUGAGCAAAAAGCUGAAAAAAAUGUCACAAGAUUGAGCCGCGUCUCGAGGAAAGAAAUUCGCUGCAUUUAGCUGGAUUUAUUUCACGAAACCUUUCUGCACAGUAUCUGUGCCCAAACAAUAGAAGUUUGUUAAAACUUCCAUAAUUUGUAUCACUCACAUUUGAUGUGUAAGCCACUUUAUUUUUAGUAUGUUCUACUGAACUAAAUUAAGUAACUUAACUGUAUAUUCUUAUUAAUUUUUUGCUACAUCGUUCUGGAUGGUUGUGAAUUAAAUGACAGUGAUUGUAAUAUAAUCACCUGUAUGUGUGUUCAGUCAAUCUAAGCUUGAUUUAUUGGAAAGUGAAAGAUAAAGAGGAAUAUCUCCGAGUUUAAAUAUCACCAUGUUAUUUGCCACCAUUGUUGUUAUACUCAAUGUCAGUGAAUGAAAAAUAAAGAUAAUUAUUUCAGU
Messenger RNA from Amblyraja radiata (thorny skate), 787 nucleotides. RefSeq names its product C-C motif chemokine 20-like. Bases 69 to 374 code for a protein of 101 amino acids. The record is from RefSeq and is a predicted model, not a curated record. Lineage: Eukaryota; Metazoa; Chordata; Chondrichthyes; Rajiformes; Rajidae. The transcript has 4 exons. Gene Ontology annotation, cellular component: extracellular region. Gene Ontology annotation, biological process: immune response. Gene Ontology annotation, molecular function: chemokine activity.